Messenger RNA from Helianthus annuus (common sunflower), 1428 nucleotides. RefSeq names its product protein FAR1-RELATED SEQUENCE 5-like. The record is from RefSeq and is a predicted model, not a curated record. Bases 1 to 1428 code for a protein of 475 amino acids. Gene Ontology annotation, molecular function: zinc ion binding. Gene Ontology annotation, biological process: regulation of DNA-templated transcription. The transcript has 3 exons. Lineage: Eukaryota; Viridiplantae; Streptophyta; Magnoliopsida; Asterales; Asteraceae.
AUGAAACAAGCCAUUGAAGCAGUGUUCGAUAAGAGUAGGCACAGAUUAUGUAUGUGGCACAUAAUGAAGAAACUUGCUGAUAAGGUCGGACAUCAGUUGUGCAAUAACGAAGACUUUAAGAGACGUAUGUGUGACAUUGUAUGGACAGAUUCGAUUACGCCAGAAACGUUUGAGAGAGACUGGAAGCUGAUAAUGAUUGAUUUCGGUCUAACUGAGAAUAAGUGGAUUGAUGAUAUGUUUGGCAUGAGAUCUUCGUGGAUCCCAGCGUUCUAUCGUCAUGAGCCUAUGUCUGGGCUUAUGCGGACCACUUCUAGAUCAGAGAGCGAAAACCAUUUUUUCUGUCAAGUUGCGAAUUCUCAACUUACCCUUGUUGAGUUCUUUAACCAUUUUGAUGGUGCAAUGGACAUUCAAAGAUUCAACCAUCGGAAGAAUGACCAUAUAUCUAGAAAUACAGUCCCAGAUAACUUUUCUGAAUCUACUCUAGAGGAUGAUGCCAUGAAAAUUUACACCAGGUCAAUUUUUGCUGAUCAACAGGCAGAGUUACAAGGAACACUGUCCGAGUGCCUUCCUAUAGAGACUAAAAUUGAGGAACCUUUUUUGAGGACAAGUAUGAAGGAUUGGAAAGCUCACGGCGACGGUUUAUUAGAGGUAUGUUUCAAGAAGGGGGAGGAUGUAAUUGCAUUAUGCACGUGUCGCAGGUUUGAACAAUAUGGAUUGUUGUGCAAGCAUAUAUAUUUCGUGUUCAAGAUGUUCAAAGUGAAGGAAAUUCCCAACAAGUAUGUAAUGAGAAGAUGGACUAAAGAUGUCGUACCGAAUGAUCUUAAUAAUACAUUUGAUAUUACUGUUGACGGUGAUGAUGCGCAUAAAAAGGCCAAAGAGGUUGCGUAUGAGAUUAUGCAGACUGGAGAGUAUCUUAUUGGUAACCUGAUCAAAGAUUUCGAUCAUCUACUUAUAGUCAGGGAUCGGAUGAGAGAGAUGAAAGAAAUGGUUGAUGAACUUCGCAUAACCAAGCCCAUCGACCCUAAGUUUGAUAGAUAUUCAAGGUUAAUUGGUUACGAGAAACCAAACACUGACGAUCCACCUACAGUCCGUGUGCCAACCGGUAUUAGAAACAAAGGACGCGGUUCACAUAAGCGGAUUAAAUCAAAAAAAGAGAAAAUUAUUAGUCUAAAAGGCAAGAGAAGUCGGACAUGCAGUGUUUGCAAUAUCAAAGGUCAUGACAUUCGAACCUGCGAGGUGUUAAAGGGUAAAGCUACUGCUGCUGAUAAGGUUGCCAAUAAGGAGGGGAGGAAAAGAAGAGCAAUUCAGUUAGAGAAGGAUCCUAAUUUAGUUGAUGAAGAGGACGAGAAGGUUGAAACUGGUGACGAAGAGGAAUUUGAGGAGUCCGACGAAGCAGAAGAUAGUGAUUUUGAAUGCAAAGACGAGUAG